Molecule: messenger RNA, 5421 nt
Organism: Ceratina calcarata
Lineage: Eukaryota; Metazoa; Arthropoda; Insecta; Hymenoptera; Apidae
Product: protein artichoke
Exons: 7
Coding region: 716-4894 (1392 amino acids)
Cellular component (GO): extracellular matrix
Molecular function (GO): protein binding
Source: RefSeq, a predicted model, not a curated record
UAUACCGUAACGGUUUAGGCAACGAACGGGAUGCGAUGUUAGUGAAAGGUUGCUCGACAAACAUUCCUACGUCCUCGCAUACAUACGUUCGAUCCGCGUCGCGCGUUCUUUUCUCAGGCUGCGUGUGGCGCGUAUCGCAUACAUAUGCAUGCCCGUACCUGCCGCGACCAGCGCGUAUCUACAUGCACGCGGAAAGCCAUGUAUCGCGAUCGCGUACCCUCCAUACGGGCCACGGGCACGGGUUUUUACCGUUUCCCCUACCUGGGAGAAUCGUGAGUCGAGGCGGUUUCUCAUUCUCCACUGCAGAGUAUACCUACAUAAGUAAAGUUGCGAGGACGUGCCCCGUUACCUGUGCGUCCGCGAAUAUCAGCGAACACUCCAUCCUCCGCUGCCGUUCUUUCGCGAUCUCGACUUCAUUCUUGGUUCCUGUGUAAUCGAUACCGAACAUAGUUCUCAGAGUUCAGAGUUUUCCGUUCCCUUUGAGCGUCUCUCAAUCGUUGGUAUCGUCGAGUGCGCGAAUCUCGAAGAGAUAGAGAGAAGCGACGUAGGGCGAGUGUGUCGGAAUUCCCGAGAGAUCGUCGAAAUAAAACGAGCGACGAGAAGCGAUAUGUAUCGAGUCACUUGGUGACCGAUCUCGAAUCCAAAAGUGUGUCGAGCCGUCAAAUUUGUACGAACGGUGAUGUCACGCUCGAACGAGUAAGGCAAAACAGGGAACAUGAGAAGAGCGUGGCAUUUGACGCUGAUCGUAUGCUCGCUUUCGAACGUCGCCCCGUCGUGGGAAGCGGGAGCGGGAUGGAUACCGUGCGUCGAGCUGAAACGGGACUUGCACUUACCGUGCAGGUGCUCGAUCUCUACGGAGUACAGCCGCUCGAUCGAGAUGAACUGCGAUCGGGCGGUGUUCACGAGAGACACCGUCGAAAGUAUGCGAGGCCAGCCGAUCGUUUCCAUCAGCCAGAGGAAUAGCGGAUAUCAGAGUCUGCCGGAAGACCUGCUCGAUUCCGGUUUGAGUCUGCGAAAGCUCGAUUUGUCGGGUAAUUCGAUUCACAGACUGAUGGGCAGACUUCUCGGUGCACAGGAUCAACUCGAAGAGCUGAGGCUCGCGGAUAAUCUUCUGGGGGACAGUUUGAAUCCCAUAUUUUCCAGUAACGAGUUCCACGGUAUGAAACAGCUCAGGCUGCUCGAUUUGUCCAGAAACGGAUUGCGGAGUAUAGAGGAGGGGAUCUUGAAGGGAUGCGAGAACCUCGAACUGCUUUACUUGGAUGGUAACCAUCUGACCGUCGUGCCGACGGCGUCUCUGAAAGGACCCAGGUCGAUCAGGGUGGUCUCGCUGUCCGGGAAUAAUAUCGGAUCGCUUCCACGAGCCGCUCUCUCGAUGAUAGGCGAAUCGCUGUUGCGGCUAGAUCUGAGCGCGAAUGAAUUGUCUCACAUGGAAGACGGUGCUCUCUCGGGCCUCGAUCAGUUGCUCCUGCUGAACCUCUCCCGCAACGAUCUCGUCCGUUUCAACAGCGACGUCUUCAAAGGGGCUUACAACUUGUUGCAGUUGGACCUGUCGAGUAACUUACUCCAAGAGUUCCCUGUCAGUGCGUUGAGACAUUUGACAGAUCUGAAAUUUCUCAAUAUUUCGAACAACUUGAUCGGCGAGAUCGAGCAAACUCACUUGUCGACUCUGAAAGAGCUCCAAGUAUUGGACCUCAGUCGGAACGACAUCGGUCGGUUAGGCGUGAACGCGUUCUCGCGGCUGACCGAACUGACCAGGCUCGAUUUAAGUUUGAACGCGUUACGCACGAUCGAGGAAUCGUCGUUCGAUGGUCUGAACAAGUUGAAGUGGCUCUCGUUACGAGACAACAACAUCCUGCUGGUACCGACGACGGCCCUGACCAGGCUGCCGUCCCUGACUCAUCUUCGCAUGGAAUUCAAUCGGAUCGCGGCGCUUCCGAUCGAGUCGAUCGAAGCGAUCGCGUCGAACCUCGCGACGUUGGCACUCGCGCGGAACCUGAUUCGCGAAAUACCGCCCGGGUUGUUCCAGGAAUUCGAGAGGCUGGUCAGAGUAGAGUUAUCCGGAAACGCGUUGACGAGGCUCACGCGGGACUCAUUCCUCGGCCUGGAGGAGACGCUGCUAGAACUGGACGUGUCUUCGAACAAGCUGGCUACGAUCGGCGGGCUGCCGUUAAAGCGACUGAUCUCUCUGAAUCUCGCGGGUAACCGAUUGACGAGAAUCCCACCUGAAACGUUCGAACAUUUGAAGAACGUCAGAUAUUUGAACCUCAGUUCGAAUCCUCUCUUCGGCGGUUUCCCACCGGUGUUUCCCUCGUCCGUGGUCGACCUCGACGUCUCGCGGACUGACUUGAACGUUCUACCGGCUAUCUUGCUACGGAAUCUGGAGUCGCUCGAGAGGAUAUCGCUCGCGGACAACCGGCUGGAAAGGAUCGAGGAAGGCACGUUCGAUCGGCUCGAGAAUCUCUCGAGGAUCAAUUUAUCUGGGAACCGCAUCGAGUCGAUCUCGAACGCGGCGUUCGUCGGUUUGACCGGCCUGUACGAGUUGAAUUUACGAGCCAACCAGCUAAAAUCGUUCGCCGGCGAGUACUUCGACACCGGGACGGGUCUCGAGAUCCUCGACCUCUCGUCGAACCAAAUAGAUCGGGUGUCGCCAACGGCUUUCGCGGUCCAUCCGAGACUGCGAUCGCUCGAUCUCUCCGACAAUAGAUUUCUCUACUUUCCCAGCGACCACGUGAAACCGUUGCAGUUUCUCGAGCGACUCGACUUAUCUGGCAACGGGCUAAAACGUGUCGCCGAGUUCGCGUUCUCUCAGCUAGGUCGGCUUCGGACGUUGAAUCUCGCCGGAAAUCGAAUCGAGUCGGUCGAGGAGCUCGCUUUCCAUAAUUCUACGCAGCUACAGUCGAUCGAUCUCUCCGAAAACGACAUCGAGGCGCUCGGCGAAAGGACGAUGGAGGGUCUACUGCGCCUUGAACGUCUCGAUCUCCGAGAAAAUCGGCUGACCUCUUUGCCGGAGACGAUCUUCGAUCCGAGCAGAGUCCGCUCCGUCGAGAGGAUCGAUCUCUCCGGGAAUCUGUUGAACGAAAUUCCGAGCAGGUCUCUCCAGCGACAGACCGCCUCCCUCGUCGGCUUGAACCUUGCGCGAAACAGGAUAACCGAACUCACUACUACGAGCCAAGUGGUGACGAGCAACGUGAAGGAACUCGAUCUUUCGGGCAAUCCUCUCAGCGAGAAUGCGAUCAGCGCUAUUUUGGGAGAAGCAAAGAUUCUUCGUACGUUGAAUCUGGCCGAUACCGGAGUAAAAAUGGAACGGUUGGUCGUCAGGCUCGAAACACCUUUCCUCAAGAACCUGAACUUGUCCGGGAACAAUCUGCUGGAUUUAGAUGCGAAGAUCUUCGAACGCACCACCAUGCUGGAGACGUUGGACGUUUCUAGGAAUGGACUAGCGGAUCUUCAGAACGCGAAUCGAGCAUUCCAAGCGCUACCGGCUCUUCGCUGGUUAGACGUUUCCGGCAAUCACGUGAAAAUCGUCAACGAGACGUGUUUCGACCGAUUGACCGGACUGCGUACUCUCAGGAUGGCCGACCUGCCGAACUGUACAAGGAUCGAGAGGAACGCUUUCAAACCGUUCGCCAAGCUUCGCUCACUGUCCGCGUACGAUUACCCGAAGCUGGGCUACUUCGACGUUCAGGGUAUCCUAAAAGGAAUGAACUCGCUGGAGACAUUGGACAUCGAGAUCAAGGAUUCGUCCGUGAGCAAUGAGCAACUAUCAUUGCGCGCGCAUCCUCGUUUGAAUCGAGUGACUCUGCGAGGGGAGAGGCUGAGGACUGUGCUGUCGAGCUCUCUCGUCGGCUUUCGAGGGUCCAGGCUGUCCUUCGGUCUGAAGAACACUUCCGUCGACUCGAUACCGGCCGCGCUCUUCUUCCCAGUACCCCGAUCCACCUAUUUCGAACUGGACGUAUCCGGUAGCAAGUUGACUACGUUGUCCAACCAGUUCCUCGCCGCGCUCGACGAACGUACCGGGCUCGUCGCGAUCAAAGGUCUUCGUUACAAUCCGAUCGAUUGUACUUGCGAGGUAAGACGACUCUACAAGUGGCUGAAAUCAAUGGUCGCUCCCGUCGAUCCGUCGAACCUACCGGUCUGUUCCAGUCCACCUCGCUUGGCUGGUUCCGAACUCAUCGAGUUGCCCGAACAUCGGCUACUCUGCAACGACGUCUCCGUCGAAGAGCUCCCCGACGACGUUGCUGCUGAUCCCACUGUUUCUUCGACGGCUUCUUCGUCUUCUCCCUUCUCUUCCUCUCUCGGAUCGACCUCGUUCUCCGAGCCAGAGAUCAUCUGGACGGUGGCACCUGCGGUUCAAAAUGCAGAUCGGAACAAACAUUUGAACGGCAUAAACGGCGGCGUGCUCGGCGACCGUGGCGAUCGCGGCUCGUCGUCGACGGCUUCCGGCACGGACGACACUUUGAUCAUCGGAAUCGUCGGUGGCGUCGUCGCGUUCAUAGCGUUGAUCGUGAUCAUGAUCUGCAUCUGCCGUUUCAGAUGCUCCUCCAGUCCGAUCGAUCAAGCGCAUUUGGCUGCUGCUGUCGCCGCGAGCAGUAUCCCCGAUGUCUCGAUGAUCAGACCGGCCAGCGCUUAUUCCGGAAAGAUGAAUCUCGGAUCGUAUAACGGAUCUACUCUGGACCGAGGAAACGCAAUCGCGUCUCCUCUACCUACCAUGCCUCUUCAAAUGGUGCCAUUCGUCCAGUCACCGCAGGGUCUACCCUUCAUGCACACCCUCACGCUCUCGCCUCAUACUCAAUCUCAUCUACAAACGCAACAGUAUUACGGCUACUGUGACGGCUCAUCGUUACCGGUAUACAUUCCGACAUGCCCAACCGACAAUACUAAAUGCGACAGAUAAAUUCCCUUUGCUCUUCGCUCUAUCGUCGUUCUGUCAUCUCGUCGUCUCUUCUCUAUCAUCUUACGCACGUCCACCAGUGUUCUAUGUCUCUCCGUCGCAACGAUUCACCUCCCAACGACCAAUGGUGAUUGAAAAGUUUCGGUACUCCUUUGUGAAUACACGACGCAACAGUCUCUGAUAAUAUAUACUUCUAUGAGCACGCACAAUUGUGUACGUAAUACCAUAUUCGAUCUUUCGAGCAUGGCCUUACAUUUACUGUAUUAUACUUAUAUGUUCUUAUAGAUAAGCAUAUACAUUUCUAGUAUAUAUGUAUAGUAAUACAAUUUAUAUAAGUCUACUAGUCCAAUUCUCUUAUUUAUUGUAUAUCAAUCGUCUCGAGUAAAGUUUUACCAACAUUCUCUUUCUCUCGACUAUCCUGGUAGUUAAAGCAAUAGUCUGUAUUACGUAAGAAGUCGUAAGGUUAAAUAAAAUUCCUAUGAAAUUCGUUUUUACUUGAUUACUACUGAAGUACUCGAGAUAGAAGAAAA